GCGGAAUUCAUUUGAAAUUUCAUUUGAAAAAAUACUCAAAACCCAUACUGGAUGAAUGAGUUAUUAAGAUUUGUUUGGGUUGUAUUAUUGGCUCACCCUUUAGAUAUUUAGAUAAAGUAUAUGAUAAUCAUUGCUGAAGGAUAAAUACUUCAGAUUUUCUAUGUAGACCUCAGAUAACUAGAGGAAAAUGUUGAGGUCUCCGAGCACUCCGUUUUUCUACAAAAGACAUGGCAUUGACUUGAGGGACCUCGUAACAACUGAUGAACUGUACUAUGGUAACGUGUCACGGAUCAUCAAUGUAACAUCAACGGAAUCCUACAGAUUUAGGACCCUCAUACUAAAAUGGCUACCUGGCCAGGAUUAUAGAGUGACAACUGAGACAAUUGGAGAGAAAGUGAACUUCUUUGAAAACCCAGCAAUAAUCCAUGACCUUAUGUACGAGUUGGUUCCACAGGAAGAAGGAGUUUAUGGAGGGACUUACUCUGGCAAUAAGAAAACCACUAACCAUGUUAUAGUUUUUGGGCAGUAUUGGAUAGACUUCAGGAGAUAUUGUGGACUUUCAAGGAGAGCGGAAAGCAUAUUCUAUCAGUCUGAUAUACCAAUGGAUCCACCUCUUUACGUGUGUUCAAUAUACAGUCCUAUAUGGGGGCAUGGCCAGGGUGAAGGUGCAAUCUGGAUAGACGGUGAAAGAUCUGUGCUGCAGAAUUUCAUUACUUUCCCACCACCCUAAUUAAGAUGCAAUAUAUAAAUAUUUACGAGA
This is a messenger RNA of Owenia fusiformis, 760 nucleotides long. The record is from the annotation of a GenBank genome assembly. Lineage: Eukaryota; Metazoa; Annelida; Polychaeta; Sabellida; Oweniidae.